Messenger RNA from Anolis sagrei ordinatus, 678 nucleotides. The record is from RefSeq and is a predicted model, not a curated record. Lineage: Eukaryota; Metazoa; Chordata; Lepidosauria; Squamata; Anolidae.
AUGUCUCUUGAAAAAGCCGAGGUGGAGGAAACCCUGAAGAGAAUUCAGAGUCAAAAGGGAGUUCAAGGGAUCAUUGUUGUCAAUACAGAAGGUAUUCCUAUCAAAAGCACCGUGGAUAAUUCCACCACAAUGCAGUAUGCAGGCUUAAUGCACAACUUAAUCAUGAAGGCAAGGAGCACUGUGCGAGAUAUUGAUCCGCAAAAUGACCUCACGUUCUUGCGGAUUCGCUCCAAAAAGAAUGAAAUCAUGGUUGCUCCAGAUAAAGACUACUUCCUGAUUGUCAUUCAGAAUCCAACAGAGUGAAAAUUCUGCAAUUCCGUAUCUAUAAAUGCCAUUUCUUAAUUUAAUAUCUCCCAAAGCUGGUAGUGACUGCUUGUGCCACAUUCAUAAUAUGUAAAAAAAAAAACCUCUUUAAAAUAUUAAGCAAUUUGUUUAAUGAGUCUCUUCAAAUAACGGCAUUCUAUGAAGAAGAUGAAAUGAAAUAAGUAUGACUAAAGUCUCAAAGACAGAAUGGUUUCUUCAUAGUACAAAGUAAUUAAGUAAUCAUGGUUUAAAUGAUUAUUCUAAUAACUCUAAAUGACUUUUAUCUUUUUUGUUUUUGUUUUUAUUUUGUCACUUAUUUAAACUUGAAGUCGGCUGUUUCUUCUGUAAUGCAUUAAAAUCAAAGAAUCCAUCUAA